AAACGUUGGGGUUAUUGGAGUGGUUGGAUUUUCCCUGGAAUUGAGUGACAAAUUCAGAAGACUGAAGCCCAGGCUUACUGUCUACCUUUCACGGAGGCCUAGCCGUGAGAGGACAGAAGAAGGCACGUGGCGAAUCAUGACAGCUGACAAAGACAAAGACAAAGACAAAGAGAAGGACCGGGAUCGAGACCGGGACCGAGAGAGAGAUAAAAGAGAUAAAGCAAGAGAGAGUGAAAAUUCCAGGCCACGAAGAAGUUGUACCUUAGAAGGAGGAGCUAAAAAUUAUGCUGAGAGUGACCACAGCGAAGAUGAGGACAAUGACAACAAUAGUGCCACAACAGAGGAGUCCACAAAGAAGAACAAAAAGAAACCACCCAAGAAAAAGUCUCGCUACGAAAGGACAGAUACCGGUGAGAUAACAUCCUACAUCACUGAGGAUGACGUUGUCUACAGACCAGGAGACUGUGUGUAUAUCGAGAGUCGGAGGCCAAAUACACCGUAUUUCAUCUGUAGCAUCCAAGACUUCAAACUGGUCCACAACUCCCAGGCCUGUUGCCGAUCUCCAACUCCUGCUUUGUGUGACCCCCCAGCAUGCUCUCUGCCGGUGGCAUCCCAGCCGCCACCACAUCUUUCUGAAGCCGGGAGAGGGCCUGUAGGGAGUAAGAGGGACCAUCUACUCAUGAACGUCAAGUGGUACUACCGCCAAUCUGAAGUUCCCGAUUCUGUGUAUCAGCAUUUGGUUCAGGAUCGGCACAAUGAAAACGAUUCCGGAAGAGAGCUCGUCAUAACAGACCCAGUUAUCAAGAACCGAGAGCUGUUCAUUUCCGAUUAUGUGGACACCUACCACGCAGCCGCACUCAGAGGGAAGUGUAACAUCUCCCAUUUUUCUGAUAUUUUUGCUGCUCGAGAAUUUAAAGCCCGAGUGGAUUCCUUUUUCUACAUAUUAGGCUACAAUCCUGAGACCAGGCGGCUGAACAGCACACAGGGGGAAAUCCGAGUCGGGCCUAGCCAUCAGGCCAAGCUUCCGGAUUUACAGCCAUUUCCCUCUCCAGAUGGUGAUACCGUGACCCAGAAUGAGGAACUGGUUUGGAUGCCCGGAGUCAAUGACUGUGACCUCCUUAUGUACUUGAGGGCAGCGAGGAGCAUGGCUGCCUUUGCGGGCAUGUGCGAUGGAGGCUCCACGGAGGACGGCUGUGUGGCGGCGUCGCGAGAUGACACCACUCUCAACGCUCUCAACACUCUUCAUGAAAGCGGUUAUGAUGCCGGUAAAGCUCUGCAGCGCCUGGUCAAGAAGCCUGUGCCCAAGUUGAUUGAGAAGUGCUGGACCGAAGAUGAAGUGAAGCGGUUCGUGAAGGGGCUCCGGCAGUACGGCAAGAACUUCUUCAGGAUCCGCAAGGAGCUGCUCCCCAACAAGGAGACCGGGGAGCUCAUCACCUUCUAUUACUACUGGAAGAAAACUCCCGAGGCUGCCAGCUCGCGUGCCCAUCGCCGCCACCGCAGACAAGCCGUGUUCCGGAGGAUCAAAACCCGCACUGCGUCCACACCGGUCAACACACCCUCCAGACCCCCGUCCAGCGAAUUCUUGGACUUGAGCUCAGCCAGCGAGGAUGACUUCGACAGCGAGGACAGCGAGCAAGAACUGAAGGGCUACGCCUGCCGCCACUGCUUCACCACCACCUCCAAAGACUGGCACCACGGGGGCCGGGAGAAUAUCCUGCUGUGCACGGAUUGCCGUGUCCACUUCAAGAAGUACGGCGAACUGCCCCCCAUUGAGAAGCCCGUGGACCCCCCGCCCUUCAUGUUCAAGCCCGUCAAGGAGGAGGAGGAUGGGCUUGGCGGGAAGCAUAGCAUGAGGACGCGGCGGAGUCGGGGCUCGAUGUCUACACUGCGCAGCGGCCGAAAGAAGCAGCCAGCCAGCCCCGAUGGUCGGGCCUCGCCGGCCAGUGAAGACAUCCGCUCCAGCGGCCGGAACUCACCCAGCGCCGCAAGCACCUCCAGCAAUGACAGCAAAGCCGAGACUGUGAAGAAGGCAGCCAAGAAGGUGAAGGAGGAGGCCUCAUCCCCUCUGAAGAGCACCAAGCGGCAGCGCGAGAAGGUGGCCUCCGACACAGAGGAAGCCGACAGGGCCAGUUCCAAGAAGACCAAGACCCAGGAGAUCAGCCGGCCCAACUCACCGUCCGAGGGUGAGGGCGAGAGCUCGGACAGCCGCAGCGUCAACGAUGAGGGCAGCAGUGACCCCAAAGACAUCGACCAGGACAAUCGCAGCACGUCCCCCAGCAUCCCCAGCCCCCAGGACAACGAGAGCGACUCCGACUCCUCUGCGCAGCAGCAGAUGCUGCAGGCCCAGCCUCCGGCCCUGCAGACACCUGGAGCAUCUGUCCCUGCUGUCCCAGCGGCCCCCGGGGUCACCCCGCAGCUCCAGCCACCUGGGCCCGCGCCCGCCCCCUCUGCGGUCCCCCCACAGGGCUCACCCUCGGCCUCCCAGCCUCCCUCCCAGCUGCAGACGCCAAGCCCCGCUCCCCACACCCACAUCCAGCAGGCCCCGGCCCUGCACCCCCAGCGGCUACCCUCCCCGCACCCACCACUGCAGUCGCUGAGUGGGCCCGGGCCCAGCUCUGGCCCAGCCCAUGGGCAGCCAUCCUUGCACGGGGCCCCAGCGGGCCCUCACAGCCUGCAGGCAGGGCCCCUGCUACAGCACCCCGGGCCCCCGCAGCCCUUUGGCCUCCCUCCGCCUGCCUCACAGGCCACGGCCCACUCGCACGCCCCUCUGCCACCGCCUCCGUCUCAGUCGGCGCUACCACCGCCCCGGGAGCAGCCCCUGCCACCCGCCCCCUUGGCCAUGCCUCACAUCAAGCCGCCGCCCACGACGCCCAUCCCGCAGCUGCCUGCUCCGCAGGCGCACAAGCACCCCCCACACCUGGCGGGGCCCUCGCCUUUCUCCAUGAACGCCAACCUGCCGCCCCCACCCGCACUCAAGCCCCUGAGCUCCCUGUCCACACACCACCCGCCCUCGGCACACCCACCCCCGCUGCAGCUCAUGCCUCAGAGCCAGCCGCUGCCGUCCUCGCCCGCACAGCCCCCCGUGCUCACCCAGAGCCAGAGCCUGCCCCCCGCCAGCCUCCAUCAGGGGGCCCCCCAGCCGCCUUUCACGCAGCACCCGUUUGUUCCUGGGGGCCCUCCUCCCAUCACACCCCCAGCCUGCCCCUCGACCUCCACCCCACCUGCGGGCCCUGGCCCCACCACCCAGCCGCCCUGCUCCACCGUAGUAGCUCCUGGUGCCAGUGGGCCGGGGGCCGCCACCUGCCCUCUCCCCGCUGUCCAGAUCAAGGAAGAGGCUCUGGAUGAGGCCGAGGAGCCUGAGAGCCCACCACCCCCACCUAGGAGCCCAUCCCCAGAGCCCACCGUGGUGGACACCCCAAGCCACGCCAGCCAGUCUGCCAGGUUCUCCAAACACCUGGACCGUGGGUACAACUCGUGCGCACGCACAGACCUCUACUUCAUGCCCCUGGCGGGCUCCAAAUUGGCCAAGAAGCGGGAGGAGGCCAUUGAGAAGGCCAAGCGGGAGGCCGAGCAGAAGGCACGCGAGGAGCGGGAGCGGGAGAAGGAGAAGGAAAAGGAGAAGGAACGCGAGCGGGAGCGGGAGCGUGAGGCUGAACGCGCAGCUAAGGCGUCUAGCUCGGCACACGAAGGCCGCCUGAGCGACCCGCAGCUGGGCGGCCCAGGCCACAUGCGGCCGUCCUUUGAGCCCCCGCCGACCACCAUUGCCGCUGUGCCCCCCUACAUCGGGCCCGACACGCCAGCGCUCCGGACUCUGAGCGAGUACGCACGGCCCCACGUCAUGUCGCCCACCAACCGCAACCACCCCUUCUACAUGCCGCUCAACCCCACCGACCCCCUGCUGGCCUACCACAUGCCGGGCCUUUACAACGUGGACCCCACCAUCCGGGAGCGCGAGCUCCGCGAGCGAGAGAUCCGGGAGCGUGAGAUCCGCGAGCGCGAGAUCCGGGAGCGCAUGAAGCCGGGCUUCGAGGUGAAGCCCCCGGAGCUGGACCCCCUGCAUCCCGCCACCAACCCCAUGGAGCACUUCGCCCGGCACAGCGCCCUCACCAUCCCCCCCGCCGCGGGCCCUCACCCCUUCGCCUCCUUCCACCCUGGCCUCAACCCCCUGGAGAGGGAGAGACUCGCCCUGGCUGGCCCGCAGCUGCGGCCUGAGAUGAGCUACCCUGAGCGGCUGGCGGCCGAGCGCAUCCAUGCUGAGCGAAUGGCGUCGCUCACCAGCGACCCCCUGGCCCGCCUGCAGAUGUUCAACGUGACACCCCACCACCACCAGCACUCCCACAUCCACUCGCACCUGCACCUGCACCAGCAGGACCCCCUCCACCAAGGUUCUGCAGGCCCCGUCCACCCGCUGGUUGACCCCCUGACUGCUGGCCCCCAUCUGGCUCGCUUCCCCUACCCCCCAGGCACCCUCCCCAACCCUCUGCUUGGACAGCCCCCUCAUGAGCACGAGAUGCUCCGCCACCCGGUUUUUGGCACCCCGUACCCCCGAGACCUGCCCGGUGCCAUCCCGCCACCCAUGUCCGCAGCCCACCAGCUGCAGGCCAUGCACGCCCAGUCGGCUGAGCUGCAGAGACUGGCCAUGGAGCAGCAGUGGCUGCACGGACACCCGCACAUGCAUGGCGGCCACCUCCCCAGCCAGGAGGACUACUAUAGCCGACUGAAGAAGGAAGGGGACAAGCAGUUAUAAGUUAUUUUUGCGGCCGGCUGUGGAGCCCUUGUCUCGGGGAAGAACAGGACUUUGGUGUGAGAGGAGCUGCGAAGCGAAGAAGCUAAAGAUUUCUUGGUCUGUUCACAAGUCCACCACUAAAAUGUCUCCAUCCUAGUGUUCGUUGUAGAGAGGAGCCUGGAGCAGCCCGGUCUCCCUGCAUGACUCCCCAGCAGCUAGUCCUGGGCUGGACUGAACAUCCGGGAACUUCCUGCCGUCUUGGGGUUCCGCUUUCGUUUUCCUUCUUUCCCUCCUGAGUUCUCAGAGCGCUAGGAUCCAUUUCACACUCGCCCUGUGUGUGCCAGAGUCCGGGGCAUGCAGCUAGAUGACAUAAGAGUUUGGAAUCCAAGAGCUAUAAUUUUUAAAAGAUCUUUUAUUUUAAUACAUUGUAGGAAAUCUUCAUAAUUUGAGAGAGUUCUGCAGCAUGGCUUUUUAUGUCUGUAAAUAAGUAAUUUUAGAACAGCCUUUUUUUUCCCCCUUCCACAAACUGCUAUUCUGAUCUAUUUUUUCCAGCCAUGUCACUGAUUGUGAAUUCCUACCAGCUAUUGACAGAAUACAGAGUUGAUUUUUUAAUAAAAAGUUAUAUAUGAUGAUCCCUUUACUUAAAGGGCGUAACUAGUCACAAAUGGCAAGAGCUUGGGAUGAGGUCAGGCUGUAGGCGCUUGACCGGGGGCCGCAGGGCACAGUAUUCUAGACCCUUCUUUGAUUUGCUGCUUUGUUUUCCCUCCAUCUGUCCCUCCCCAGCUCGUGCUUGGCCACGGUGCUGACCAGGUAGCCAGGGCUGCUCCAUCUGCUCUCAGGCACGCUCCUGGGUGCCCGGUGGUAGGUCUUUGUCCUCUGUGCUCUGAUUGUCAGUGUCCAAAGCCUGUUCCCGAUGGCUGAUGGCUCUGCCGCCGGGUAGAAACCCACCUGCCUGUCAUGUACGUCACUCACACGUUCUAGGGAGACAGAAUGGGGUUGUUCUGUCGAGCAGGUGCCAUGCCUGCAGCCCAGACAGGUGGCGGCAGAGCAGAGUGGGUAGGGCAGCAAGCUUCAUCCUUCACGGUUGAAGUUGCUGUUGUGAUUCACUUUGGCCGAGCAGGGGGCGGGUUUUGGGGACCUUGGCACUGAUGACGGAUCCAGUCUGUGCCAGGUGCCCCCGCUUCCUCUCAGACUGGCAGACUACUUCUGCCACUGCAUGUGGGCACAUCCAAGACUAUAGACCAUUGAAAGACCCUGGCUCCUUUCGGACCCCAAGCCCACAGUUUGUAGCCUGGGUUUGGGCUCUGUCCCCGACUCCAGCCCUGCAUCAGGUGUUUCUGUGGCCCUUCCGGCCAAGUAUGCUUCCUCUUGGUUGGGACAGGAUGGUCUUGUCUGUUGGGAAUGUUUGUUGGUUUUUUUUUCCCCUGUGUUUUGUUCAUUCCAUUUUCUGCCUUAACUUUAGCUCCUUGAGGGGUGGGCUCAGGCCUCUUCCCGUGGGGUGGCUGCUUGGGGCCUCUUCACUCCAGACUGGCUCACUGCACCCCGUCUUUCCAAGAUCUUUGUUUGGUGCAAGCACCAUGCCUAUGUUCACGUAAACCGUUUUCUCCUGUCAUCCAAUUCUCCAAAGAAGAAAGUGUGAGGUUCUUGGGAACGAGUGCCUGAAAUCUCAGAGGCAUCUUGUUCUCCGGGUUUCUCCCCCACUCCCAAGGUGAAGCAGCCAGAUUGUUCCAUGAGAGGCCCCAAGCUCUGGUGCCGCCCCUGGCCCCCUUCUUCCGCCCACAGUUUGGGCUCUGUUCCCCGUGUUCUAUACCUUGUUCACUGUUGUCCGGUCGAGUGUCACCCUGCUGGGGCCGCAGAGCCACGCACACGCCGAUUUGCUACGUUUCUAUAUAUCUUGAAGCUAAAUGUAUAUAUGAGUAGUUCGCCACGAGAUAACACAGUGUGAAGAGUAGGCACCCCAAAAUCGUGACUUCUGUGUUCUCUCCAUUUGAGUAUUUUGUAAUUUUUUUGAAAUAUUUGUGGACAUAAAUAAAACCAAGCUACACUACAACCGCCA
Messenger RNA from Suncus etruscus (white-toothed pygmy shrew), 6782 nucleotides. RefSeq names its product arginine-glutamic acid dipeptide repeats (gene RERE). NCBI's taxonomy places the organism in Eukaryota, Metazoa, Chordata, Mammalia, Eulipotyphla, Soricidae. Gene Ontology annotation, biological process: regulation of DNA-templated transcription. Gene Ontology annotation, molecular function: chromatin binding; sequence-specific DNA binding; transcription corepressor activity. The record is from RefSeq and is a predicted model, not a curated record. Gene Ontology annotation, cellular component: nucleus. The coding region runs from base 137 to 4747 and encodes 1536 amino acids. The transcript is spliced from 22 exons.